UACUUAGAAUGGGAGGUAGGGUGUCACAGUAAUGUUUGUUUUGCCUGCUGAUUUUUAGACAAAUUUUACAGGGUAAAAUGUCACCGACAAUUGGAGUAAAUUUACGAGUUACUGGACACUGUAAUCAGGGUGGGAGAAAGUAUAUGGAAGAUGCAUUUGUUGUGGCUUAUCAACAAACUGAAGAUGAAAAAGACCUUGAGUACGGCUACUUUGGAAUUUUUGAUGGACACGGAGGACGCGAAGCAGCUCUAUAUGCAAAAGAACAUCUCAUGAAUCAUAUAGUGAAUCAAAAGAAUUUUUGGUCAGAUAACGACGAAUUAGUAUUAAAGGCGAUCAAAGAUGGUUUUCUAACCACACAUUUUGACAUGUGGAAGGAAGUUGAUAAUUGGCCAAGGACAUUUUCUGGUUUACCAAGUACUUCAGGAACAACUGCAAGUGUGGCUUUCAUAAGGCAUGGAAAAAUGUAUGUAGGUCAUGUAGGAGAUUCUAAAAUUGUCUUGGGAUGUCAAGAUAAAGACUCUAAUAGUUGGGUUGCUCAGCCACUAACUAAAGACCACAAGCCAGAAUCCCCAGCAGAAAGACAACGUAUCCACAGUGUGGGAGGUUCUGUGAUGAAUAAAGCGGGUGUAGAAAGGGUUGUGUGGAAGAGACCUCGUAUUGGUCACAAAGGACCAGUCCGUCGAAGCACACAUUUUGAUCGUAUUCCAUUUCUGGCUGUUGCCAGGUCACUUGGAGAUUUAUGGAGCUACAAUUACUUUCAAGGGGAGUUUGUGGUCAGUCCUGAACCAGAUGUAGCUGUUGUUACUCUGGAUCCGAAGCGAGAUCGCUGUAUAGUUCUGGCAUCAGAUGGGUUAUGGAAUAUGAUGACACCCCAGGAUGCAGUGAGAAUUGUUCAGGAAGCUGAACAUGAAAAUGAACGCCUCAUCUUGGAAGCAGGACAGACGUUUUUAAUGGGUAAACCUGUUAGUAAUCCGUCUAAACUGCUGGUGGAUAGAGCCUUGAACCGAUGGUAUAGCUUGAAAAUGCGUGCUGACAACACAAGCGUUAUCACAGUUAUGUUGGAUCCCCCUGGACCUCCUAAAAGUGAGGUUCUACUUCGACAACGAAUGAUGCAGAGGUUACGACCCCGUGAUGAACAAGCAGAGGUUGUUCCAGAUAGCAUGAGUGAUGACACAGCUGACAUGAAAAUCAAGAAACCUCCAGAGCAUAAUUCAUUCAGGGAUUUUACAGAAACCUCAGAUUCUUUCCAAGAUUCCAAAUCAUCAUGUCUCCCAAGGCCUGUUGUUCUUUCGCCAAAAAAGGUGGUAGUUGUGAAGCAUGAAAGAUCUGAUGCAUCCAAAAACAAUUCUAAUCCAAACAUAAGACUUAAUGCUGGGUGGCCAUCCCAUCCUUUUAGUAGGACAAGCCCCACCCAUGGUUGCUACAAGAUAGGUUGUUCUUGUCAGAUGCUCAGUUCAGUUGCAAAACAUGUUUAUCCCUCAGCAAAUGAAGCUCGUCCUCCUGGUAGCUCUUUGAACAACAUACUGGAAAUUGUGGACAAGAAGUUGAAAGCAUUUGCUAACAAAGAUGAAAACUCAAAGACCCUUGCAGAGCAUGAUAAUGAAGAAUCUUGGAAACCUUUACCAGAAAAGCCAUCUAACCCUUCCCUUGCUGACUCAGUCAAAAAUAGCAGAGCUGUAGGAAAUCCUCCUGCAGAUAACCAGGUGGAGACAAACCCUAGCACAGACAGCAUGGUUAAGUUGUGGAUGGACACACAUGACAAGCUUUCUGAACAACAAGAAAGCCAUGCAGGCAGUGCCCAUUGUAGACCAAUUGCCACGACCAUUAUUGGAAUGAAAAGGAAAUUAUCUGCUGAAGAAAGCCAUAAAUUUAUACCUCUGAAACACCUCAGGCCUCAUAACAGAGCACACUCAUGGACAGGAGAACCUCUGUCUAGUUGCAAAAUGAUAAACAGAAACAUAUACUUGCAUUCCACAAGGACACGUCUACGCAUUCGCAAGAUCAAAGUAUAAAAUCAAUAACAAAGGGACUCCUGUACCUGGUUGCCUUUAAUAACAUUUAUCUCAUUCAAUGAAGAAAACCAGUAAGUAGUGAUGUUAUGGCAGAUAUAAUACUUAUUAAUUAUUUAAUUUUUUUUAUGAGCACAAACCAUCAGAAUUAUAUUUUGUUAAAACUUUUAAACAAGAAUAUUUUUAAUGAAUUAGAAAUAUGUCAUUACCAACCUGCUAACAGUUACAAUCAGAAAAAUAUAUUUAAAGACAGUUAUUUUUUCUUUCUUUCUCUGAAAUGGCUGUUAAAUACUUAUAAUUUGUACAUAAAAUGGGGUUAGAUGGAUGUGAGAAUGUAUUGAAAGAUGUUUAGGAAUUUUAAACAGUAUAAUUAAUUUAGUAAUCUGUGAAUGUCUAUUUAUUAGUUGUUGUUUUUUGUAAUAUUUAAAUAAUUCUAAGGUAAUUAAUAUUCUGAACUUUCAUGUCAUUACUUUCAAUUAUUAAAUAGAAAAACAUUUUUAACAGUUUUUAGUUUAACAUUUUGUGAAGAACCUACUAAACUGAAUGAUUAAUUCAAAAAUACAAUAACAGAAACCUUUACAAUUAAGAAGUUUUGAUUUUAAUUUUUGAGAUGUUUCAAACCAUAGUAUUUGGUCAUUGUCUGAUACUGUGAUGACUCAAUACUAUGGGGUCAGAAUGUUGGAAUUGUUAAAAUAAGAAGUUGCUUACUGUAAAAGUUAGUUAUUGUAUUUUAGAAUUAAUUUUUAAUUUAGUAAUGCUGGUAAGCCGAUUUAUAAUUUCUUUUUUAUGUAUUUUGAAUUGAAGAAAUAAGAUAACUGUACAUAGAUAGAUAUAUAAAUGCAUAAAAAGGCAUGAAUUUUGGUAUGGCUCUUUUAAAAUGAUUAUACAUAUAGUGUGUCAGUCCAGAGUUCAGUUCUAUCCGACUGUUGUAAAUAUUUCACACAAUCAUCUGAAGAACAAUUGUGUAUUAUCAUUCGAUUUUAGGAGCAAUAAAAUACUUCCUCCAAAAA
This is a messenger RNA of Limulus polyphemus (Atlantic horseshoe crab), 3019 nucleotides long. RefSeq lists its product as uncharacterized. Lineage: Eukaryota; Metazoa; Arthropoda; Merostomata; Xiphosura; Limulidae. Gene Ontology annotation, molecular function: protein serine/threonine phosphatase activity; mitogen-activated protein kinase binding; cation binding. The coding region runs from base 78 to 2012 and encodes 644 amino acids. Gene Ontology annotation, biological process: protein dephosphorylation. Gene Ontology annotation, cellular component: nucleus; cytosol. The record is from RefSeq and is a predicted model, not a curated record. The transcript has 6 exons.